AUAAAAACCUUAUCUUCUGGCCCUGUUGAUUUCCUCUAUGUAAUGAACUGUGAAAAGUAAACCUUUAUGUGACAUCACACUAUUAAAGUCUCCGUCGACUUCAUUCAUCGUCCGAGAAAUCAAAGUGAUAAGCACAGGGUCAUCGAGCUGGAGGCCGCUCUGUUGGAGGAGUGCACACCUUCGGAGGUCUGGAGCAUGGCCCAAGGCAGGACGAUCCCCGAGACCAUUCGGCCUGAGGUGUGGCAGGCGUGUCUUGGCGUCCAGAAAAAAGAGAGCCCCUUGCUGCACUUUUCCGAGAUCUUCGACUUACCUGAUCAGAGUGCAUUAAGAACCGACUGCCAGCAAGCAGUUUCCAAAUUAGGGAAUGAAGACGAAGACAAAGUUUCUGUGAUAUCCGACCUGGAGUCAAUUCUCACUUGCUACUGCAAAUCGACAAAAAACAAAUUUGAGAAGGGAAAUGGGUGGAUUGAAAUUCUUCUUCCCUUGCUGUCCCUGAAAUUGCCUCGCGCUGAAACCUACAACUUGUUUGACUCCAUUGUGCAUCAGUACAUUCCUCGUGGAUGCAAAAAGAACGGACUUCCAUUCCAUUUAUUUCGUCUGCUGCUUCAAUAUCAUGAUCCAGAGCUAUGUUCCUUUCUCGACACCAAGAGAGUCAGUCCAGAUCUCUACUGUCUACCAUGGUUUCAAAGCUUGUUUGCGUCCAAUUGUCAUCUGCCGGCCCUGCUAACUAUGUGGGAUCACUAUUUUCAACUGGCCGACCCCUUUUUCAUUUUCUUCUUGGCUCUGGUUAUGCUGGUCAAUGCGAGAGAUCAGAUUCUGUCGAUGAAAGACGACGCCAAAGCCACAGUUGUGGACGCACUCUCGAUGAUGCCCUGUGAUAUUGCCGCCGAUGAUACCUCCGACUUCUGCACCUUGGCCCAGUACUAUGCAUCCAAGACACCUGCAUCCUUUAGAUCAGAAUUGAUCGAUGCUUUCUUCGGCACCGAGCCGCCCAUUCCGUGUGAAAAGUUGGGGAUUUCCCAAGCACUCUGCCUCCCCAUUUCAGCCCACGACCUUGUCUUUAACCCCGAGUUGCCUGAGGGUGAAAAUGUCAAAUUUUUCCUCGUGGAUUGUCGACCAGCCGAGCAGUACAAUGGAGGUCACUUGCCCACUGCCUUUCACCUUGACUGCAACUUGAUGUUGCAAGAACCUGCGACCUUUGCCACUGCAGUGCAAGGAUUGCUGGCGGUGCAGCAACAGGCGCUGGCGUCGAAUUCGGUGGCAGGCGGAGACCACCUAUGCUUUUUGGGUUCAGGUCGAGAGGAGGAAGACCAGUAUACACACAUGGUUGUUGCCUCCUUCCUUCAAAAACACACAACCUGUGUCAGUAUGGUUGCUGGUGGUUAUUCGGCCAUUCAUCAGUUGGUCGAAGAGAAUCCUGUGAUCAAGCUCGACGAUCACAAUCCGCAAAUUUGCAUUGGCUGUAGGGAGACUCACAAUGUUGAAGAGAUGACCAAUUCGAUGCAAACGUCGACUAGUUCGUAUGAAUUGUUUGGUAAACUGAGUGCGGCCAUGAAAAGUAAAUCGGCCGAAGUGAAAGAAAAACUUUUUGAGUACAUCGUGAAUCCAACUGGGAGCAACGGCCAGGCUGCUGAGAGGCACGUCCGGAGUUCUGACAAAGUUGGCAAGAGGUACAGAAACAUGGCGCCAGUUUUCAGCAUUGAUGAUGAAGAUGGAGACGCUUCAAGUAUCCAUAGUUUAGAAGACGAAGGCGACCAAGAGGUGGUUGCAAUCCAGACGUGGCUGAAAAAGCCUGAUGUUGUCAAGUCUUUCAAAUGUCACGAGGUCAAGAUGAAUGGCUACAUGUAUGAAAGCUAUCUGAUUGUGACCGAGAGCCACAUUUAUGUGCUGCGAGAUAUCCAAGGCCGUAAAGGCUUUGCAAAUAUUGCUGUCCGACGACCAGUGUCUUCAAUUGUUCGAAUCACGUCCAAGAAGAAGCAUCCUGACCUAAUUACGUUCAAGUACGGCAUUGCUGAUGGAGAUAAGCCUAUAAUUUCUGAUAUGGACAGGUUUUUGAUACCUGAAGCUGCCGAAGCUACUAAAGUAAUAUCACAACAAAUUAUGAAGCAACUAAAUGUGCAAGUGGCCUCACAAAAGUAGCAGGCUACAUAAUAAAGUCAACCAUCACAUUAAUUUAAUUGAAGUGUCCAAAGCUGUUGUUGAUUUUCCAUAACUUAGAAUCCCUAAGUUGCAUUUUUACAACUGUGUGAGAUGCUGUUUUUCAGUGCAUAUUUUAUUUUAAGUUUGUUGAUAACAUUUAUGUUACAGCAACUUUAUUUCUGUUAAAUGGUAUUAUUAAAAAAUCCAUGGACAUAUACAA
Neocloeon triangulifer is the source of this 2359-nucleotide messenger RNA. RefSeq names its product TBC1 domain family member 23 (gene TBC1D23). Gene Ontology annotation, cellular component: trans-Golgi network. The record is from RefSeq and is a predicted model, not a curated record. The coding region runs from base 196 to 2139 and encodes 647 amino acids. Gene Ontology annotation, biological process: retrograde transport, endosome to Golgi. Lineage: Eukaryota; Metazoa; Arthropoda; Insecta; Ephemeroptera; Baetidae. The transcript is spliced from 12 exons.